AAGCAGAGCAUCAGAAUUCGCUGUCUGGAGUCACAGACGCCUGACCAGACGUCCCGUUCUAUUUGUCGUAGAGGAGAGAUCUUUAUUUUCUUUCUUUAAGAUGUUACGGAGAAGUAUCUUCUUAAUGCUAUUGUGUUUGAGCGAACUCCCCAGCUGCCGGGCUGGAGAAAAGGAGAGCGAGGAUGGAAUUGCUGAUGAGGAGUCUGAAAUGGAAAACCGUAUUUCAGCUGAAGAACAAAGUACCGACCUGGAGAACCUGAGAAAGUUCCUGCUAGGACAUCUCGAAGUCACAGUUCCACCAGAGAAACCUUUGAUGCCUCCUAAAUCUGCAGCAAAGUUAUCCUUUAAUGUCACCUUGAUAUCAAUUCCCAAAAAAGAGGUGAAGAAAGAGAUGGAUCUACAACUGGAAGAUUCUAAGGAAGAGAAGGUGGAGGUGCAGAAGAAUGAGAUGGAGGAGACGGAAGAAGAACAGAAGGAGUUGAAAGAUCUGACAGAUGAAGAAGGGAAGGAAGAUCUGACAGAUGAAGAAGGGAAGGAAGAUCUGAGAGAAGAAGAAGGGAAGGAAGAUGAAGUGAUAUCUAAAGAAAGUACGGAAACAGAAGUAGCAAGGACAACACAGGCACCAACUACAGUACCGGCAGAUGACAACUUGUCCUAUAUCUUAUCUAGACUGAGCAGCAUUGAUUCCGCCAUUCAUCGUCUCAAUGUCCAGUUCUACGGCCUGGACGUUAAAGUGUCGCAGAUGUAUCAGAGUCUCUCUAAGAUGCGGAAUAAGCUCAGUGAAGCAGAGGAUGUCAUCACCACUGUGUCAGAAAUGAAUCUCAGGAAUCAGAGACAGAUUGGACAGAUUGAAGGUUGUAUGAAAGGCAAGAGGUACAUACGUAAGUGCUACCUUAUCUUCCAGCAUUUUGAAGACUACGAUACAGCGCAAAAGCUUUGCUACAGCCGAGGUGGAAACCUGGCAAUGCCCAUCGAUCAGCAAGAAUUUGCAGCUGUUGCACAAUAUGUUCAUGAUGCCUUCUACCCCUUUAACUGGCCUGUGUGGAUUGGCAUUAACGAUCGACGCUCGGAUGGGCUAUACUUGUUUGAGAACGGGCAUCGGGUUUCUUAUUAUAACUGGUACAAAGAUCACUUAGUGACCCAGCCGAACGGUGGCAUCCUGGAAAACUGUGUAUCCAUCUCCUCAGAUGAUGGAAAGUGGUGGGACAAUGACUGCUCACGGAGGAUGUACUAUGUGUGUGAAUACUAAGCUGCUGCGCUGAGAGUUAAAGGAGUUCUUCAGUUAAGGAACAGCCCACUAAAAACUGAUAUUUCAGCUUUAGGU
Messenger RNA from Nanorana parkeri, 1324 nucleotides. RefSeq names its product C-type lectin domain family 11 member A (gene CLEC11A). NCBI's taxonomy places the organism in Eukaryota, Metazoa, Chordata, Amphibia, Anura, Dicroglossidae. The record is from RefSeq and is a predicted model, not a curated record. The transcript is spliced from 4 exons. Bases 101 to 1249 code for a protein of 382 amino acids.